UGAAUGCAGGCACACUUAGUGCGAGCUGCCGAAGUCAAAAAAGCAAUUGAGUGGAUUAUGUGCAAUCUUGAAGGUCACUAUGCUGCUGAUUCAGUUGCUGCUGCAAUUGCACUUGGUGCAGCAGCUGCAGAAACAACUCAAGAUACUGAGGGUCAAGAUGGUUCCUUUCUGCUAUAUUCUCCUCAGAGAAAUGCUAGCAAGGCCCCUUUAAUCCAGGGAAAGGGAAUUGAUGCAACAAGUCCAUCGAAUAUGUCAAGAAAUUUCCGAGCCGAUGUCUUAAGAGAAAAUGCAGAAGCUGUGUUUGCAGCUUGUGAUGCUGCUCAUGGAAGGUGGGCAAAACUGCUUGGUGUCCGUGCUCUUCUUCAUCCGAGAUUGAAAUUGCAGGAGUUUCUAAGCAUAUAUAGUAUCACUCAGGAUUUCAUAACUGCAACAGAGAAGAUUGGUGGAAGGUUGGGAUAUAGCAUUAGGGGAACACUGCAGUCACAGGCCAAAGCUUUUGUUGAUCAUCAGCAUGAAACUCGAAUGGCAAAAAUAAAGGCUGUACUUGAUCAAGAAACUUGGGUUGAAGUAGAUGUGCCCGAUGAAUUUCAGGCCAUUAUCACUUCACUGUUUUGUUCAGAGCCUCCAGUUACCACAGACAGAGAAGCUUCAGGUCAUAAUGCAGCAGGCAACACUGAAGUGGUCUCAAGCAACAAUGGUUCACCCGUAGCAGACACUGGACUGCCAAUUUCACAGCAUCAUAUAGAGAGCACUGAGGCUAUUGAAGCAUCUCCAGAUGGUGCUGCACUGGCAAAAUCUUCAGCAUUGAGUGGGCCAACUGAUAACAAUAAAGCUGAUGUUACAACUUCUAUGGCUCAGAGUAACAGCACGAACACGAAAGAUCGUGGAAAGUCUUCCUCUCAAACAAUUUCUUUCAGCGGUGUUGGUUAUCACAUGGUAAACUGUGGCUUAAUCUUGCUGAAGAUGUUGUCAGAGUAUGUUGAUAUGAACAACUUUUUACCAGUGCUGUCUUCGGAAGUUGUUCACCGUGUUGUCGAAAUCUUGAAAUUUUUCAAUACGAGGACUUGUCAGCUUGUUCUUGGUGCUGGUGCCAUGCAGGUAGUUAUGUUCAACUAAUAACUGAUAAAUUCUAUUGUUAAGUUGGAUAGUGAAGUACUGGAAACUAGAUAUUGUAGGCA
Messenger RNA from Ilex paraguariensis (yerba mate), 1178 nucleotides. Lineage: Eukaryota; Viridiplantae; Streptophyta; Magnoliopsida; Aquifoliales; Aquifoliaceae. The record is from the annotation of a GenBank genome assembly.